This is a messenger RNA of Oncorhynchus gorbuscha (pink salmon), 2731 nucleotides long. Its product is annotated as kinesin-like protein KIF3A. Bases 152 to 2242 code for a protein of 696 amino acids. Lineage: Eukaryota; Metazoa; Chordata; Actinopteri; Salmoniformes; Salmonidae. The record is from RefSeq and is a predicted model, not a curated record. Gene Ontology annotation, molecular function: microtubule motor activity; microtubule binding; ATP binding. Gene Ontology annotation, biological process: microtubule-based movement. The transcript has a single exon.
CAGACGUGACAACAAACGUUAUCAGCAUUGGAGAAAAUGGGCACAGCAUUGGCAUCUAAAUCAUUUUGAAAAGAUAAAAACUUCCAUCAAACCAUCAAAACGCGUUUGCUUUUGUCUCAUAUGAUUUAAUAAUCAAAACUGAAGUCUUAAAAUGCCGAGCAACAAGAUGGACAAAUCUGACAAGCCGGAGGUCAUGGACAACGUCAAAGUGGUUGUGCGAUGUCGACCGCUGAACCAGAAGGAGAGGAGUAUGGGCCACAAGCAGGCCGUCAGUGUGGAUGAGAACCGUGGGACCAUAACCGUCAACAAAUUAGAGACCAACCACGAACCCCCCAAGACCUUCACAUUUGACACGGUGUUCGGACCAGACAGCAAACAGCUGGACGUUUACAAUCUGACAGCCCGCCCCAUCAUAGACUCAGUAUUAGAGGGUUACAAUGGGACCAUCUUCGCGUACGGACAGACAGGGACAGGGAAGACGUUCACCAUGGAGGGAGUGAGGGCAGUGCCAGAGCUCCGAGGAAUAAUCCCCAACUCCUUCGCUCAUGUGUUCGGCCACAUCGCCAAAGCAGAGGGCGACACCCGGUUCUUAGUUCGCGUCUCUUAUCUGGAGAUUUACAAUGAAGAAGUGAGGGACCUGCUGGGGAAGGACCAGAUGCAGAGGCUAGAGGUGAAGGAGAGGCCAGAUGUGGGUGUUUACAUCAAGGACCUGUCUGGUUAUGUGGUGAACAACGCUGAUGACAUGGACCGGAUUAUGACAAUGGGGCACAAGAACCGCUCGGUUGGCUCCACCAACAUGAAUGAACACAGCUCUCGCUCUCAUGCCAUCUUCACCAUCACCAUCGAGUGCAGCGAGAAGGGUGUGGAUGGGGACCAGCACGUACGCAUGGGAAAACUCCACUUAGUGGAUCUGGCGGGUUCUGAGCGUCAGGGGAAGACAGGAGCGACGGGCCAGCGUCUGAAAGAGGCCACUAAGAUCAACCUGUCUUUGUCCACGCUGGGUAACGUCAUCUCCACUCUGGUGGACGGGAAGAGCACCCACGUCCCCUACAGGAACUCCAAACUCACCCGCCUGCUGCAGGACUCACUGGGGGGAAACUCCAAGACCAUGAUGUGUGCGAACAUCGGCCCAGCGGACUACAACUACGACGAGACCAUCAGCACGCUGCGUUACGCCAACCGGGCCAAGAACAUCAAGAACAAAGCCCGGAUCAAUGAAGACCCCAAGGAUGCCCUGCUACGGCAGUUCCAGAAGGAGAUCGAAGAGCUUAGGAAGAAACUCCAAGAAGGGGAAGAGAUCUCCGGGUCGGAGGGCAGUGGAUCAGAAGAGAUGGAUGAAGGAGAUGAUGAGGGACGAAGGAAGCGGAGAGGGAAGAAGAAGAAGGUUUCUCCUGACAAGAUGGUGGAGAUGCAGGCGAAGAUCGAGGAGGAGAGGAAGGAGCUAGAAGCCACGCUGGACAUGGAGGAGGAGGAGAGGAACAAGGCCAGGGCAGAACUGGAGAAGAGAGAGAAGGAUCUCCUCAAAGCGCAGCAGGAGCAUCACCUGCUGCUGGAGAAGCUGUCAGCCCUGGAGAAGAAGGUGAUCGUAGGAGGGGUGGACCUCCUGGCCAAGGCUGAGGAGCAGGAGAAACUACUGCAGGAGUCUAACAAUGAGCUAGAGGAGAGACGCAGGAGGGCUGAGCUGCUCCGCAGAGAGCUAGAGGAGAAGGAGGCGGAGCGCCUGGACAUGGAAGAGAAGUACUCCAGUCUGCAGGAGGAGGCUCAGGGGAAGACCAAGAAGCUGAAGAAAGUCUGGACCAUGCUGAUGGCUGCCAAGUCAGAGAUGGCCGACCUGCAGCAGGAACAUCACCGGGAGAUCGAGGGCCUGCUGGAGAAUAUCCGCCACCUCAGCAGAGAGCUACGACUGCAGAUGCUCAUCAUAGACAGCUUCAUCCCACAGGAAUACCAGGAGAUGAUUGAGAACUAUGUACAGUGGAAUGAGGACAUUGGGGAAUGGCAGCUGAAGUGUGUAGCGUACACUGGUAACAACAUGAGAAAACAGACCCCCGUGCCGGACAAGAAAGAAAAAGAUCCGUUUGAGGUGGACCUGUCUCAUGUGUACUUAGCCUACACAGAGGAGAGUAUGAGACAGUCACUGAUGAAGCUGGAGAGGCCCAGGACCUCCAAGAGUAGUAGGCCCAAGACUGGACGAAGGAAAAGAUCAGCGAAGCCUGAGGCUGUGAUGGAAUCCCUGCUGCAGUGAGAGAGCCAAUCAGGGCUGGAGCCCCAUGUACUGCAAUGAAUCUACACUACUUUACCUUAGAAUGAACAACAGCAGUCAGUCAGUGAAUCUACACUACUUUACCUUAGGAUGAACAACAGUCAGUCAAUGAAUCUACACUACUUUACUUUAGAAUGAACAACAGUCAGUCAAUGAAUCUACACUACUUUACUUUAGAAUGAACAACAGUCAGUCAAUGAAUCUACACUACUUUACCUUAGAAUGAACAACAGCAGUCAGUCAAUGAAUCUACACUACUUUACUUUAGAAUGAACAACAGUCAGUCAAUGAAUCUACACUACUUUACUUUAGAAUGAACAACAGUCAGUCAAUGAAUCUACACUACUUUACCUUAGAAUGAACAACAGCAGUCAGUCAAUGAAUCUACACUACUUUACCUUAGAAUGAACAACAGUCUGUCAAUGAAUCUACACUACUUUACCUUAGAAUGAACAACAGCAGUCAGUCAAC